Messenger RNA from Lodderomyces beijingensis, 597 nucleotides. NCBI's taxonomy places the organism in Eukaryota, Fungi, Ascomycota, Pichiomycetes, Serinales, Debaryomycetaceae. The record is from the annotation of a GenBank genome assembly.
AUGGUAAACGGUCCAGCUGAACUUCGUAGAAAAUUGGUCAUUGUCGGUGACGGUGCUUGUGGUAAGACAUGUUUAUUGAUUGUCUUUUCAAAAGGUACGUUCCCCGAAGUAUAUGUCCCCACCGUUUUUGAAAACUACGUUGCCGACGUUGAGGUUGACGGCAGGAAAGUUGAAUUGGCAUUAUGGGAUACCGCCGGUCAAGAAGAUUACGAUAGAUUGAGACCCUUGUCCUACCCCGACUCCAACGUCAUCUUGAUUUGCUUCUCGGUUGACUCGCCCGACUCAUUGGACAAUGUCUUGGAGAAAUGGAUCUCGGAAGUGUUGCAUUUCUGCCAAGGUGUCCCCAUCAUUUUGGUUGGUUGCAAGUCCGACUUGAGAGACGAUCCGCACACCAUUGAAGCAUUGAGACAACAACAACAACAACCCGUCUCCACGUCCGAGGGCCAGUCCGUUGCCCAAAGAAUCGGCGCUGCCGAGUACUUGGAAUGUUCCGCUAAAACCGGUAGAGGCGUUAGAGAAGUCUUUGAAGCAGCAACUAGAGCUUCAUUGAGGACUAAAGAUAAAAAGGAAAAGAAGAAGAAGUGUGUCAUUUUAUAA